This is a messenger RNA of Arabidopsis thaliana (thale cress), 804 nucleotides long. RefSeq lists its product as uncharacterized. The transcript is spliced from 5 exons. The coding region runs from base 1 to 321 and encodes 106 amino acids. The record is from RefSeq and is marked reviewed. Lineage: Eukaryota; Viridiplantae; Streptophyta; Magnoliopsida; Brassicales; Brassicaceae.
AUGAAGAUUCCGAGGAAAGUCUUGUUGUUUUGUCUAUGGAACCGUAAGGAUGAGGUCAAUCCCAUUUCUACUUUGUUGAGAGAAAUUGCAAAGAAUAAGAGGCGGAAUGGUAUAAGAGAAGUAGAGGUCUCCCUGGUGACGUUCAUGUGUAUCCUCUCUUGCCGUAAAUUGCUUAAGAAAGGAAAAAAGUACCACAGCUGCAUGUGGAACCGCUUUGCGUUAUCUCAGUACUACAGAAAUCUCAACUUUCAGCAUGACAUAUUGAACAGGGCAUAUAAAAGUUUGAUGUUCUUAUUGGUGGUCCUGAUAGACCAAAUGUAGGGGCCUCGCCUACAUAGUCGGGAAAAAUGGAAGCAAAGGCUGAAGAAGAUGGUAAUGUGGAGUGACAGUUUGAACAAAGGAGGCAUUACGAAUAAAUAUAAAUGAAAAGCUCACAAUACCUUGGUCGCUCUAGUGGACAAAUACACAGGAGAAACAUUUUUCUUCUCAUGUAAAUCGCCGUGAAGAUUGCAAUAAGUAGAUAGUUGGGCAUUAAGACUGUUUAGAUAGCAUCAUGAUGAGCACAAUAUGAAAUAUUAAACUACCACCAUUGCCGCAGAAAUAAGGUUAAACUCCACAAAACGUAUUUAAUCAUUACUCUAUGUAUGUGAUACAUGUAUCUUAUUUUUCUUGUCUCUCACCAUUGUAAAUUGUUAGAUAUCUCAAUUUCAAGUUAUAUAGAGAGAGGUAAAGUAAAGAGAGAAAGAAAUGGUCCCAAGAUAGAAUGUCGAGGUGGUGAUUUGUGGAGUUUGAGCUCAUUGGCUA